AUGUUAGCAUUUUUGUGUUCGGCUCUGGGCAUCGUUUCAGUGCUCACAUCAAUCAUUGUGGUGCCGACGCUUUUUCGCCUUGCCAAUCAACUCCAAUCGCAAAUUUCGAAUGAAAUAACUUUUUGCGAUCAACGUUCGAAACUGCUAUGGGAUCAGAUUGAUGAGGUGCAACGCGAUCAACUCCAAAACGAGCAAACUGUAUCGCUUGAACGAACGAAACGAGAGAGUCAUCAAGCAGAUGCUGAUGGCAAUGAUGAAUAUAAAGACAAUCAACAACACAUGUCGACCGUUAUUAAACCAGAUAACGACGGUUAUGCUACAACAAGACCGAUAAAGCAAUCAACUGGGAUGGCCGGUCCAACCACUAUAAUUUGCUGCUCUUGUGUUCAUGGUCCACCAGGUGAGCCUGGAGAAGAUGGACAACCCGGUGAGCCAGGUCCUCCAGGGCAGGAUGCACCUCCCGUCACUACCGACAACAUCGAAUGGCAAUUCAUUUGCCCCGAAGCUCCGGCUGGACCACGUGGACCUAUGGGUCCAAGAGGUCCGGCAGGACGCGUUGGACCUCCAGGAAUAGACGGUGUUCCUGGUAAUCGCGGCGAGUGUGGUGAACCAGGUCCAACGGGACUACCGGGUCCAAGGGGAAGAAUGGGACCGCCAGGAGUGUGUGGACCGCCUGGAACAUUGGUUAAGGUUUUGGUACCACGAGGACCGCGUGGGCCACCAGGGUUACCUGGCCCGAUGGGUUUGCCAGGACCAUGUGGUCCACCUGGAAAAGAUGGAAUGCCUGGCCCACCGGGCUUACCGGGGCCAAAAGGAUUGAGAGGUCCGGAUGGCUGCAAUGGAAUGAUGGGUCCGCCUGGAUUACCGGGAAUGGAUGGAGCUCCAGGCGACUGUUCACAUUGUCCACCGCCACGACUUCAACCUGGCUAUUGA
This is a messenger RNA of Anisakis simplex (herring worm), 933 nucleotides long. The record is from the annotation of a GenBank genome assembly. Lineage: Eukaryota; Metazoa; Nematoda; Chromadorea; Rhabditida; Anisakidae.